This is a messenger RNA of Penaeus monodon (black tiger shrimp), 1935 nucleotides long. RefSeq names its product mucin-22-like. NCBI's taxonomy places the organism in Eukaryota, Metazoa, Arthropoda, Malacostraca, Decapoda, Penaeidae. The transcript has 12 exons. Bases 130 to 1935 code for a protein of 601 amino acids. The record is from RefSeq and is a predicted model, not a curated record.
GCCGAAGAAGGGACGGAUAAUGGAGGCUGCUUUGGCAAGGGACCCGGCACCCUGGACUUCGCGGACGGCACCCUGGACCUCGACACGUCCUCCUUCAGGCACCCGGACGCCACCUACGAAAUCCUGGUCAUGAUCGAGAAGGACACCCGCUUCGCCCUGGCCAAGGUGGAGGUGGAGGUUAUGAAGCAGCCGCCGCCUGUUAUCAAUAUCGUGUGUGCGGACGAGAAAAUGUGCCGACCGUCCUUCUCAGGCCUCUUGGUCAACCCUUCGUCGCGCGUGGCCCUGACGACCGUGUGCACUGAGGGCUGCCACGAGGAGAUGGUCUACUCGUGGACCAUCACCUCCACGUCGGGGGCGCCCGUGGUGGAGGAGAGGACGUGUCCGGACCCCGCCAGCGCCGCGCCUCCUCCCGGGGACGAUGCCGCAGCAGGGAGUGUGGAAGGAGAGGAACUGGCUCUGAUAGACGCACAAAACGAUACGUCUCAGAUCGACUCGGGGCAAACGGCGUCCCCAACAGAUUCACAAGACGUGACGUCCCACACAGGCUCGGGGCAGACGGCGUCCCCAACAGAUUCACAAGACGUGACGUCCCACACAGACUCGGGGCAGACGGCGUCCCCAACCGACGCACAGACCCACACAGACUCGCAAAACUCGGAACAAAUGACAAACACAACUUCACACAUUUCCGACAACGGAGAGAGAGAGACCACAACAUCAUCGAAACCCGCCGAGCCGACGACAACAACUACAAGAACAACAACGACGACGACGACCACGACUACAACAACAACCACAACAACAACAACCACCACUACGACUUCGACAACGACUUCCGCGUCGCCUUCUUCCGGAGAGGCCUCGCUCUCUCCGGACCCUUGCCCUCCGCUCAUUCCAACUGGCAAGACAUCCAAAGACAUCGCCAUAGGGAAUGAACUGUUUACGGUCAACCCUGCGCUUGAGGAAUAUAUGGUCACGUUGCAAGUUCACACGCCUACUGGCUCUGCGGGCGUGUACGUGAUGACGCUAGUCCUGAACAAGCCGCCUACAGGAGGGGCCUGCACGGUGACUCCUCCGGUGGGACGCGUCAUGGUCGACACUUUCCUGGUGGAGUGCCAUGACUGGGACGACCCUGAAGAAGCGGGCAUCGACCAGUACUCCUUCUUCAUGUACGAGCCCACAGACGGAGCCCCCCUCAAGCGGACCAUCGUGGCCACCGCGCAACCCAAGGCGGAGCUCAUUUUGCCUCUGGGGGACUUCACCAUCAUGUGCGAAAUUUGGGACAAAUUUGGCACGUACGCCGAGGUGGUGGUUGGCACGAUUCAGGUGGAGAUGCCGACCCAAGAGGAGGUCGAAGAAUUCAACGCCGCCGAAAAGAUUGAAUAUCUCUCGGCCAUCGGGAACCAGUUCAAGGUCGGGAUGCUCCUGACGGCUCAGUCGUCGGUGCGAGAACACGCUACCUGGCUCUCGCUCGAUAUGGACGCCCUCGGGAAUCUGACGAAGGAGGAGACAGAUCUCAGACUCCGGGAUAUUACUAAGAUGAACAAAGGCGCUCUGCAGACGGCGAUGGGGACCAUGUCCUUCUCAACCCUGAGUCAGCUGAACGUGGGUGCCGGAGUGCUAAGGGCAGCCACAGAGGGCAUCACGAAAUCCGCUGCGGCUUCGAAGACCGUGGACAUGGAGGCUCGGAUAACGGCGCUCGAAUUCCUGGAGAAACUGUCGGCGAGCGUGGAGGACAUCGAGUUGACGUCACCCCAGGACAUGGUUCCUUUCCUGUCCUCGUCCCUGUGCGCCAUGGGCUCUAUCAUGUCGGGCGUGACGGAGAUCCUGUCGGGCAAGACGUCGAUAACGUCCCUCCCACCGACGUCGACGCAGCAAAGAACUGGGAUUACGAAGUGGAUAUCGGCAGUGAUUUUAAUGCUGUUGUUUCAGUGA